Messenger RNA from Suncus etruscus (white-toothed pygmy shrew), 2805 nucleotides. RefSeq names its product inter-alpha-trypsin inhibitor heavy chain 1 (gene ITIH1). Gene Ontology annotation, biological process: hyaluronan metabolic process. Lineage: Eukaryota; Metazoa; Chordata; Mammalia; Eulipotyphla; Soricidae. The record is from RefSeq and is a predicted model, not a curated record. Bases 35 to 2755 code for a protein of 906 amino acids. Gene Ontology annotation, molecular function: serine-type endopeptidase inhibitor activity. The transcript is spliced from 22 exons.
GUGCUGCAGGAUCCGUGAGCUUCCGAACUACACCAUGGAACUCCGGGGGCUGCUGUGGCUGUGGCUGACCUCUCUCCUUGCCCUACAGGCCAUUUGUACAUGGGGUGCACCCACAGGCCAGUCUAAAAACAGCAAGAAGCGACAGACUGUGGACACAACCGUGGAUGGAGUGAUCAUCCGGAGUUUGAAAGUCAACUGCAAAGUCACCUCUCGCUUUGCUCACUAUGUCAUCACCAGCCAAGUGGUCAACAAUGCCGACAAGGCCAAGGAAGUGGCCUUCGACGUGGAGAUCCCCAAGACAGCUUUCAUCAGUGACUUUGCCAUCACAUCAGAUGGGAGCGUGUUUGUUGGGAACAUAAAGGACAAAACACUUGCAUGGAAGCAGUACAGAAAGGCAGCCGUCUCAGGAGAGAAUGCUGGUCUUGUCAGGACAUCUGGGAGAACAAUGGAGCAACUCACCAUCCACAUCACUGUGGGGCCCCACAGUAAGGCCACGUUUCACCUGACCUAUGAGGAGGUGCUGAAGCGACACCUUAUGCAGUACGACAUUGUCAUAAAAGUCAAGCCUAAACAGUUGGUGAACCAUUUUGAAAUCAAUGUGGACAUCUUUGAGCCCCAAGGGAUCAGCAAGCUAGAAGCCCAUGCUCCCUUCCUCCCCAAGGAAUUGGCCACGCAGCUCAUCAAGAAAUCUUUCUCUGGGAAAAAGGGCCAAGUGCUUUUCCGCCCCACCAUAAGCCAGCAACAGUCCUGCCCCACCUGCUCCACCUCUUUGAUGAAUGGGGUUUUCCGGGUGACCUACGACGUCCACCGAGACAAGACCUGUAACCUCCUGGUUGCCAAUAACUACUUUGCCCACUUCUUUGCUCCCCAAAACCUGACAAACCUGAACAAGAACUUGGUUUUUGUCAUUGACAUCAGCACCUCCAUGGAAGGCCAGAAAGUAAAGCAGACCAAGGAGGCACUCCUGAAAAUCCUGGGGGAUAUGCGACCAAAUGACUACUUCGACCUGGUCCUGUUUGGGACUGGCGUGCAUGUGUGGCGAGGCUCGCUGGUGCAGGCCUCCCCUGCCAACCUGCAGGCAGCUCAGGACUUUGUGCGGCGCUUCUCCCUGGCCGGGGCCACAAACCUGAAUGGAGGGUUGCUCCGGGGAAUUGAGAUCUUAAACCGAGCACAGGUCAACCUCCCAGACCUGCACGACCAUGCGCCCAUUCUCAUCAUGCUGACAGAUGGCGAGCCCACCGAGGGAGUCACAGAUCGUUCCCAGAUCCUCAAGAACGUCCGCAACGCCAUAAAGGGCCGGUUCCCACUCUACAACUUGGGCUUUGGCCAAAAUGUCGACUUCAACUUCCUGGAUGUCAUGUCCAUGGAGAACAAUGGACGGGCUAAGAGAAUCUUCGAGGACCAUGAUGCCACGCAGCAGCUACAGGGUUUCUACAACACAGUUGCCAACCCCCUGCUGAUGGACGUGGAGCUGCAGUACCCACAGGACACGGUCUUGGGGCUAACCCAGCACCGGCAUAAGCAGUAUUACGAGGGGUCAGAGAUCGUGGUGGCUGGCCGCAUCGCUGACCACAAGCUGGGCAGCUUCAAGGCAGAUGUGCUGGCCCAUGGGGAAGGCCAAGAAUUCAAGACCACCUGCCUUGUGGAUGAGGAGGAGAUGAAGAAACUGCUCCGGGAGCGUGGCCACAUGCUGGAGAAUCACAUUGAGCGCCUUUGGGCCUAUCUCACCAUCCAAGAGCUGCUGGCCAAGUGGAGGAAGUUAGAAGGGGAAGAGAAGGCCAAUAUCUCUGCCAAGGUCCUGCAAAUGUCACUGGACUAUCAGUUUGUGACCCCCCUGACAUCCAUGACCAUCCGUGGCAUGACGGACAAAGAUGGCCUACAGCCUGUGAUUGACAAGCCUGAAGAAGAUGACCUGCCCUCCGAGAUGGUGGGACCCCGCAAAACCUUCGUGUUGUCCAGCUCACAGCCUCCCCAGAAAAGCUCCAGCUUCAAUCCCCAGCAGCUGCCAAACCAAGUGACGGGAGUGGACACUGACCCCCAUUUCAUCAUCCAUGUGGCCCAGAAAAAGGACACCCUGUGCUUCAAUAUCAAUGAGGAACCGGGGGUGAUCCUGAGUUUGGUGCAGGACCUGGACACAGGCUUCUCAGUGAAUGGGCAGCUCAUUGGCAACAGGGCCCAGAGCCCCAGUCAGCAUGAAGGGACCUACUUUGGGCGUCUGGGCAUUGCGAACCCUGCCACAGACUUUCAGUUGGAAGUGACACCCCAGAACAUCACGCUGAACCCUAACUCUGGGGGGCCUGUGUUCUUCUGGAAUGAUCAGGUUUCAUUGCGGCAGGACGGGGUGGUGGUGACCAUCAAUAAGAAACAGAAACUGCUGGUGUCCGUGGAGGACAGGGGCACCUUCGAGGUGGUCCUGCACCGUGUCUGGAAGCCAAGUGCCUCCCGUCAAGACUUCUUGGGUUUCUAUGUGCUGGAGAGCCAAGGAAUGUCUGGGCGGACCCAUGGGCUACUGGGACAGUUCUUCAGGCCCUUGGAUUAUAAAGUGUCUGAGCCCCACCCAGGCUCUGACCCCAACAAGAUAGAUGCCACCAUGGAGGUAAAGAACCGCCGGCUGACAGUCACCAGGGGCUUGCAAAAAGAUUUCAGCCAGGACUCAAGGCAUGGGGUCCGGGUGAGCUGCUGGUUCAUCCAUGACAAUGGAGCAGGACUGAUCGACGGUGUCUACACGGACUACAUUGUCCCUGACAUCUUCUGAGCCCCCUGGCCAGUACCCAUCAUUCCUUAGGACUAUGGCAGAGAAGGAGG